AAGAAACUAGAAAGUAUGGAUUUAGUCAAAUCAUUGAACAACUCACCUAUCAUUAUGUGAGAUUUAAUAUUACAAAUCUUGAAAUACUUUACUCUAACAUUGCAUGAAUUCUUACACUCCCACCUGCAAAAAGGAAACGUGAGAUUUUGAAAUUCAUGUAUUCUACCUUAGAUUUUUGGGUCGAGCUCAAAUCGAGUUAUGAAAGGUUUUGUUCGAGUUUGGCUCGUGCAUCUCCAACCUCACUUAGUAAAUGUAAGAAACAAGGUUUGUUGAGCUAAGCACAACCUUGAUUUGAUGAAAGAAGGUAAUAUAGAAAGUCAUUGGCUUAAAGCCACAAAAAAACAUGAACAGUCUUCACUUUCCUAAUUCCUUUACUUAACUCUCUCAGUCAGUCAGAUCUUCUUCCCCCAAAUUCCCAAGUCAAACCAACUCAAACAACAACAAUGUCGACCCGCUACCUCCUCCUCCUCGCCCUCACCGCCUUCCUCCUCGCCUCCAAUCCGGCUUCAGCCUCCUCCUCCGCCACCGACGACGACGACGACGAGGACCUCACCUUCCUCGAAGACGACUCCUCCUCCUCCUCAUCCCCCGCCCAUCACUACCCCGAUUCCGACCACUUCGACGACGACGACGAAGACUUCGCGGGCGAAGGCGGCGGCGAUUUCGAGAACUACGACGAUCUCGACGGCGGCGGCGACUCCGAUCCCGACGCCUACUACAAGGCUCCCGAGGUCGACGAGAAGGACGUCGUCGUUUUGAACGACGGCAAUUUCAGCGAUUUCGUCAAGGACCGGAGGUUCGUGCUCGUGGAAUUCUACGCUCCCUGGUGCGGCCACUGCCAGUCGCUGGCGCCCGAGUACGCGGCGGCGGCCACGGAGCUGAAGGGGGAAAAAGAUGUGGCGCUGGCGAAGGUGGACGCCACGGAGGAGAGCGAGCUGUCGCAGGAGCACGAUGUGCAAGGGUUUCCCACUCUGUAUUUCUUCGUGGACGGGGUUCGCAAGCCUUACCCUGGCCAGAGGACCAAGGAGGCGAUUGUUACGUGGAUUAAGAAGAAGAUUGGACCUGGAAUCUCCAAUGUCACCACAUUGGAUGAUGCGGAGCGGAUUUUGACUUCCGAGAGCAAAGUCGCAUUGGGUUACCUUAACUCCUUAGUGGGUCCUGAGAGUGAAGAGCUGGCUGCUGCUUCAAGGCUUGAAGAUGAUGUUAACUUCUAUCAAACUGUUAACCCGGAUGUCGCAAAGCUUUUCCAUCUUGAUGCUAAAGCUAAACGUCCUGCCUUGGUCAUGAUUAAGAAGGAGGACGAGAAACUGAGUUAUUUUGAUGGGAAUUUCUCCAGGUCUAGCAUAGCCGAGUUUGUAUUCGCGAACAAGCUUCCUCUGGUUACCAUUUUCACCAGGGAAAAUGCUCCAGCAGUUUUCGAGAGCGAAAUCAAGAAGCAGCUAAUUUUGUUUGCCAAUAAAAAAGACACGGAGAAAGCGCUCGCACCAUUCCAAGAAGCUGCUAAACUGUUCAAGGGAAAGCUCAUUUGUGUAUAUGUCGAUAUGGAAAAUGAAGAUGUUGGGAAGCCUGUCUCUGACUAUUUUGGUAUCACAACUUCCCCCAAGCUUAUUGGAUACACUGGCAAUGAAGAUACAAAGAAAUUCAUAUUCGACAAGGAAAUUACUGUGGAUAAUAUUAAGGCUUUUGGACAGGACUUCAUUGAUGACAAGCUCAAACCAUUUUUCAAGUCUGACCCAAUUCCAGAAAAUAAUGAUGGAGAUGUCAAAAUAGUGGUUGGGGAUAACUUCGAUGAAAUCGUUUUGGACGAGUCAAAAGAUGUUUUCCUUGAGAUCUAUGCACCUUGGUGUGGUCAUUGCCAAGCUUUGGAGCCAACCUACAACAAACUUGCUAAACAUUUGCGUGGCAUCGACUCAAUCGUCAUAGCCAAGAUGGACGGAACAACGAACGAACAUCCCAGGGCAAAGUCUGAUGGUUUCCCCACGCUUCUUUUCUUCCCUGCCGGAAACAAGAGCUUCGAUCCGAUAACUGUAGACACAGACAGAACUGUGGUAGCGUUUUACAAGUUCAUCAAGAAACGCGCAUCGAUCCCCUUCAAGCUUCAGAAGCCAGCUUCUACAACGAAGCCAGCAUCCGAAUCCGAGACUGAAGUUCAGGAAACCAGCAGCAGCACAAAGGACGCAAAGGACGAAUUGUGAGGAGGUGGAAACUUGUACCGACUAUCGAAUACACCAGUGUUUCCUUAAUUUAUGUAUCUGUGCCAUCAGUGUAGGCUAAAAGAGGAAGAGUAGUAUACAGAACCUGUGAAGAAAGCAAGCAAUCCAAUUGUGCCGCAGACAUAGUCAAACUCUGUUCAGGGCCCAAGAUGGAAGCGAAGAAAGAUUCGAAAAGUGGAAACUUACCGACAGACAUUCGAGUUUUGGUUUCUCCUUCCAAGUUUUUGUUCUUCUCAAUCCAGUGCUUCAUAGUGUGUAAACUGUUUAAUGAUCGUGUUAUGCAUCUUGGUACGUAACUAAAUUAGAAGAUGAAGUUAGUAUUGUUAGGUUUGAAGACUGAAACAAGGAACAGCAGCUAAUACAUUUGCCAAUCCUAAGCAAGUUUGCAGGUUGAAAUCAAAUAUGGAUGAAGCAGAAAUGGGUUUUGGAGAUUAGGAUCUUUUCUAAUCCAAUCAAAGCCAUUGAUAUUACUGGAAUAUUGUUAAGUCUGUUGUUUCAACUUACUAUCUCAGGUUCCAUCAGUUUGCAGCAGCAUGGCUUAUAAGUGGUCGCAUUCUUUCCCAUCACCGAAUUUGAUGAGGCUAGCAUAUAGAUACAAAGGAAAUGAACUUAUUAAUCUUUUAUCAGCAGGUAAUUUCAACAAAUUUACUUUAGAUCUAUCCUUAUGGUUUGCCAAUCUAACUAUGAACCAUCACCUGGCUGCAAAUGACUUCAGGUUUCUGACAUGGCUGCUUCCCUACAGAAAGGCAAGAUCCACAUCCUUAGCUAAUAGCUUCCCAAUUUCAAGAUGGCAUCAACACAAUUAUAUAUAUCAGCACCUGAUGAAAGUAACUUCACUUCCUAUGUACUGCUGCUUGGCACUGUUAUAUUCGAUGGGGAGAUUUGUAUAUCCCGUAGCUUAGGCAGCACACUAGUACUGUCUCCCAUUUGUGUUUGUAUUCUAAUCACAAUUGCAUGUUCAUUGAGUGGGGUUUGCAACAGAUCAGAUUAAAAUGCUAACCCCCUC
Linum trigynum is the source of this 3219-nucleotide messenger RNA. The record is from the annotation of a GenBank genome assembly. Lineage: Eukaryota; Viridiplantae; Streptophyta; Magnoliopsida; Malpighiales; Linaceae.